UGCUUGUUUGUCCUCUUUAUCUUAUAGAAUAGGGUGGUGCACUACGGUGUGGUCCACCCUUCCUACUAUUCAAUAUCGCAAAAUUUCACUUUAUACCCAUCUUUCGCGCUCUCUUUAUUCGCACCUUUACCUGUCGAAUCCUGAAUUCUCACCCGAAUCCCCUGCUAAGUCAACGCAUCGCACUCGCGACUUCCCGACGUCGCGCGCCCAAAAUGUCCGACUCUGACGAUGAUAUGCCUCUGGCUCGCACCAACGGCCACCUCUCGACCUCGAGUAAUUCCAAGACCGAAGGUAAAGCCAUGAACCGCAGCGCUACCAAACCUAAACCUAAGCCUGCUCCUGUGUCCAUUCGCAACGGCCCAGUCAACGAUGCGUCUCCACAAACAAACGGCAAUGGGAAGCGCAAGUCGAGAGCUUCUACCAACAACGUGAGCUACAAGGACGCGUCGGAGUCUGAAGAUGGGCGAUUGGCGAAGCGUCAAAGAAAAGUUGUUCCCGACGACUCCGACGAUGAGAUUCUCAGCAAGAGAAAGACUAAGCUACCACCCGCUGCGGAUGAGACUGCUAUGAUGGAAGAUUCGGACGAUGACCAGCCGCUGAAUGCUAAACUUGCUUCUAAGAGGAAGGCUAUCGAGAAGAAUGCUGAAAAGGAAGCAAAGGCCAUCAAUGCGAGCGCUUCCAAAUCGAAGAAACCUACUCCAAAGAAGGCCGUCAAGGAUGAGUCUGAUGAUGAUGUACCCUUAGCAGGUACCAAGGGGAGAAAGCGACCAUCCAACGGCGUCAAUGGAAAAGGAAAGGCUAACGGCGUCAAGAAAGAAGAGUCUGAUUCCGACUUGCCUAUUCGCAAGAAGGCAAAGACCGCCCCUAGCAAGGCUAAUGGGAAGGCUGAGAAGUCUACCCCAGCUAAGAAAACUCCAGCCAAGAAAGCCAAGAAGGAGGUGAGCGAAGAGCCAGCCGAAGGUGAAGAUGAGGAAGCAGAGUACCGUUGGUGGGACGCCCCCAAGAAAGAGGAUGACAGUGUCAAGUGGACUACUCUUGAGCACAAUGGUGUUCUCUUCCCCCCGGCUUACGAGCCCCUUCCAAAAGACGUGAGACUCAUUUACGACGGCACUCCAGUAAAUCUUCAUGUUGAAGCUGAGGAAGUUGCUGGUUUUUUCGGAUCGAUGCUCAACUCAACCCACAACGUAGAGAAUCCUACCUUCCAAAAGAAUUUCUUCAGCGAUUUCAAGGAGGUGCUAGACAAAACAGGUGGAGCAACAGAUCGAAAAGGCAACAAGGUCAACAUCAAAGAGUUUUCCAAGCUAGACUUCAAACCCAUCUUUGAAUAUUAUCAUGCCAAGAACGAGGCGAAGAAGGCUCGCCCGACUGCCGAAAAGAAGGCGGAGAAGGCGGAGAGGGAUAAGGCUGAAGCCCCGUAUAUGUACUGCAAAUGGGAUGGCCGCAAAGAAAAAGUCGGCAACUUCCGAGUCGAACCACCCGGGCUAUUCCGUGGUCGUGGCGAGCAUCCUAAGACAGGUAAAGUCAAGAAACGAGUUAUGCCUGAACAAAUUAUCAUCAACAUCGGCAAGAACGCAAAGGUCCCGGUUCCACCUGAGGGCCACAAAUGGAAGGCUGUUCAGCACGACAACAAAGCCACAUGGCUAGCAAUGUGGCAAGAAAACAUCAAUGGUUCAUACAAGUAUGUCAUGCUCGGUGCGACCAGUGCUGUCAAGGGCCAGAGUGACUUCAAGAAAUUCGAAAAAGCUCGAGAGUUGAAGAAGCACAUCGCAAGGAUCCGCAAGGACUAUACGAAGGAUCUGAAGGCAGAAGCCAUGGCCGACCGUCAGCGAGCCACAGCUGUGUACCUAAUUGACAAGUUUGCUCUGAGAGCUGGUAACGAAAAAGACACCGAGAACGAGGCCGAGACAGUGGGUUGUUGUUCGCUCAAAUACGAACACGUCACCCUCCAAGAACCCAAUAUCGUCAUUUUCGAUUUCUUGGGUAAAGACAGUAUUAGAUUCUACGAUCAGGUCACGGUUGACCGACAGGUGUUUAAGAAUCUUAGAGUAUUCAAGAAGCCACCGAAGAAGGAGGGCGAUGAUAUCUUUGAUCGCCUAACAACUGCGCAGCUGAACAAGCACCUUUCCUCUUAUAUGGCAGGUUUGACAGCGAAGGUCUUCCGUACAUAUAAUGCUUCUUACACCAUGGCGAACCUACUCAGGGACUUGAAGGUCUCAGAUUCUACCAUGGCAGAGAAGAUCAAACUAUACAACGAUUGCAACCGGGAGGUUGCUAUUCUUUGUAACCAUAAGCGGACUGUCGGUGCAAGCCAUGAAGCACAGAUGGAAAAGCUUGGCGAUCGUAUCAAGGGCCUUAAGUAUCAAAAGUGGCGAAACAAGAUGAUGCUACUGGAUGUAGACCCUAAGCUGAAGAAGAAGAAGGCCGUUGAUUUCUUCGAAAUGGACUCGGAUCUCAACGAAGCGUGGAUCCUAGAGCAUCAGAACUUUCUAGUCGAAGAGCAGCGAACGAAGAUUCAAAGGAAGUUUGAGAAAGACAACCAGAAGCGCCAGGAGGAUGGCGAGAAGCCGUUCCCUGAUAAGGAGCUCAAGGAGCGUCUCCAAGCUGCGGAUGAACUAGCGAAGAAAUUCAAGAAAGAGAACAAGACUAAGAAGGUAGAAGCCGAAGGAAGAGGUCCGACCGUUGAGAAGAUUGAAAGCAACAUCCAGAAGAUAGAAGAACGCAUUAGAACCCUGGAGCUUCAAGCUGCCGACCGUGACGGUAACAAGGAGGUUGCUCUCGGCACUUCCAAGAUCAACUACAUCGAUCCCCGUCUCACCGUUGUCUUUGCUAAGAAGUUUGACGUUCCUAUUGAGAAGUUCUUCUCCAAGACUCUGCGUGAGAAGUUCAACUGGGCUAUCAAGUCGAUAGAGGACGACGAUCACUGGGAAUUUUAAAGCCACGGGCUACCUAUCUAUUCUUAUUACUCUGGCGCAUCAUCAGUAUAUUUAUUGUAUAGUACACAUCCCGCCAAUGGCGCUCGAUGGUUAGAGAGACCUAGAAAGGAGACAAGAGCCGGGGAUGGAGGUCUCAGAAGCAGACCGGGGAAAGGAAGAAGGCGCAAUGGUUUGUGAGAGGAGGCAUAAAAACACUUCUACAGCAUGAUCGGACGAGCCAGGUACUUUAGCAUGGCGCGGUGCAUUCCGGGGGGUGCGAGUGUCGGGGUGGGUUCAUGGACAAUUCGAUUUGUGUCGCUUCCACUAGAGUAAUUCUAGACGGGCAGAAAUACGAUGCAUUAUUAAUUUCCUCAUUUUGGACCGAUUUUGCGAAGUAGUGCCUAUAAAAUCAUACGUAGGCUAGGUAGCUAGGAUCCAAUUAUCUACCUACCUACCUACCUACCUAAUUGUUACAUGGGUAUAGGUACUGAGAGGCUAUUUGAAAAGGGUCUGUUGUAAAAUACUGGUAGGCCAAUAUGGCUAACCUAGGUAGUAUCUACGCAAGUAAUAAUAGCCUACCUAUCCAGCCUUCUUCACGACCAGACGACUAGGCA
This is a messenger RNA of Daldinia decipiens, 3526 nucleotides long. RefSeq lists its product as uncharacterized. Gene Ontology annotation, biological process: chromosome segregation; DNA topological change; DNA replication. Lineage: Eukaryota; Fungi; Ascomycota; Sordariomycetes; Xylariales; Hypoxylaceae. Bases 213 to 2933 code for a protein of 906 amino acids. Gene Ontology annotation, cellular component: nucleolus; chromosome. The transcript has 4 exons. The record is from RefSeq and is a predicted model, not a curated record. Gene Ontology annotation, molecular function: DNA binding; DNA topoisomerase type I (single strand cut, ATP-independent) activity.